AUGGAUGGGAAGAGUGUAAGCGAUUCCGUGAUGACCGGACAAGAUUCAGUGAUUUUACCGAUGCCUGGCUACUAUCAGAUGGUCACGUCUGUUGUACCCAUUCAAUUGCACAUUUUACGGAAAAUACCCGAAGAUUUUAACUAUUUCUAUCAGUUCACGACGUAUUGCCAUUGGAACUGGGUGGAUGCGUUUCUCGUCCUAUUUCUCGCCGUGUUUUGGACCGCAACGAGAGCCACCUUGACGUAUUACAUAUUUAAGCCCUUCGUGGAUAAAUUAAAUUUGAUGGAUGAAGAACGUACAACAAAAGCAACAGAAAAUCUGUUCAAAUCUACGUGGUACACUCUGUCGUGGAUUUACACUACUUCUAUAUUAUUCAGUGGCAAGUACUCCAUGUUCCAAGACCCGGCGUCUGUAUUCACAGAUUGGUCCAAUGGAAUGGAAGUACCCUUGGAUAUUUACAUCCUUUUCGUCUACCAGUGUGGUUUCUAUGUACAUUCUAUCUAUGCGAGUAUUUACGUUGACGUCAUCAGAAGCGACUUCUGUCUGAUUAUAGCACACCACGUGUUGACAAUUAUGUUACUUGCAUUUUCGUUUGUAGUUCGGUACCAUAAACUCGGUGUAUUGGUCAUUUUCUGUCAUGACAUCUGUGAUGUUCUCCUGGAGAUUGCCAAGAUAUUCAUACAGACCAAAGACAGAAACGGGAAAUUCCACGUGUUCAAUGAAAUCAUGGCGAACAUAUUUUUCGGGUUCUUUAUAGUUGUAUGGAUCUUAUGCAGGUUAUAUUGGUACCCACUCAAAGUGUUAUAUGCAGCUGGUAGAUUCUUCUUUCCUGUUGCUCCAUUCGUCACCACAUUCAACGUCAUGUUGUGGUUGCUAUUAAUGAUGAAUAUCUACUGGUUUUGGCUUAUGUUGGGUAUAGUAGUACGUUUGCUGACUGGAAACAUGGGGGACGGUCUUAAGGACACCAGAGAAGAAAAUGGCGUAGAACAUGGUCAAGAAAUUCUGCAGGCGUUGUUACGAUUAGUGAGCGGAGGCACGAACAAAUGCGAAGAGGACAUACGGGAACAAGAUGGCGCUGUGAUUACCCAACAAAGAGAAGAGAAGAAGAAGAAAAAAUCAAUAGUUUCCAGGGGAGAGGGCAGAAGUUGCGCGGCGUUAGUUGUCAGGAGUGGUGAAAUUAACUGA
Molecule: messenger RNA, 1185 nt
Organism: Saccoglossus kowalevskii
Lineage: Eukaryota; Metazoa; Hemichordata; Enteropneusta; Harrimaniidae
Product: ceramide synthase 1-like
Biological process (GO): ceramide biosynthetic process
Cellular component (GO): membrane
Molecular function (GO): sphingosine N-acyltransferase activity
Source: RefSeq, a predicted model, not a curated record